AUGGAGGUCAUCGACCUCGAGCCUAAGGGUGUCCUUGCAGCACUAGAAAGCGCGUUCCUGGCAUCUAGCAAUGGAGACUACACGCUAGUGGAGACUGCAGCCAACGACAUCAAUGUUACCUCCAUGUGGAGGUUGAAGAACGGGCAGCAGGUAGCCAAGGUUAGCGUUCCCAGGGAUGCAAAACCAACAGAGGUUAGCAGAGUUCGGAUAGGAUGGACGAGCUUCAGGCUUAGAAUUUGCCAUCCUGAAGCCACCAGGUGUUUCAAGUACCACUGUUUCGGUCACUCCCAGGGGAGCUGA
Molecule: messenger RNA, 300 nt
Organism: Macrosiphum euphorbiae (potato aphid)
Lineage: Eukaryota; Metazoa; Arthropoda; Insecta; Hemiptera; Aphididae
Source: the annotation of a GenBank genome assembly